This is a messenger RNA of Apis florea (little honeybee), 723 nucleotides long. Its product is annotated as Dynactin 5, p25 subunit. The record is from RefSeq and is a predicted model, not a curated record. Gene Ontology annotation, cellular component: dynactin complex. NCBI's taxonomy places the organism in Eukaryota, Metazoa, Arthropoda, Insecta, Hymenoptera, Apidae.
GUAGAUGGCGAAACUUUACGGAAUGAAGUACGCGCGUCGUUGACAUACAACGGAGUGAACGUGUUCCGACUUCGAUCGAUGUUUCUUCUUCAAAGGAACGAGGAAAGUUGGACGAAACUACAAACAACGAUAUGGAACCGCAAGACGUUUAUUACAGCAAAGCAGAAUACGUGGAAACGGCAUCGGGGAAUAAAGUGAGUAGACAGACAGUGUUAUGCGGAUCGCAGAAUAUCGUGUUGCACGGGAAAGUGAUCGUACAAUCGGACGCUAUUAUCAGAGGCGAUUUGGCGAACGUGAGGACGGGACGUUAUUGUAUCAUCAGUAAGAACGCCAUCAUAAGGCCGCCGUUCAAAAAGUUCAGCAGAGGCGUUGCCUUCUUCCCUCUGACGAUGGGUGAUCACGUUUUCGUAGGGGAAAGAGCAGUGGUUAACGCAGCCAUCGUCGGUUCUUACAUAUAUAUUGGAAAAAAUGCAGUAAUCGUACGAAGGUGCGUUCGCGCGCAAUUCUCCGAUUGGUGGAAUCGAGCCGUGAACGUCAGAUGGCGCUGGUGCGUCCAACGAGAGGAAGGGAUUGACAAUGCUUGCACGACGAUUGGUCGAAAAGACCUAAUUGCUCGGACGAUUCGCUUCAUCACACCGCUCCCCGCUAUUCCCCGUUGGGUUCCAUGGUUCCCGGCUUCACACCGACCGAACUAGCAUGAAGGAGAAAAAGAGAAAGAGGCAG